Molecule: messenger RNA, 649 nt
Organism: Psammomys obesus (fat sand rat)
Lineage: Eukaryota; Metazoa; Chordata; Mammalia; Rodentia; Muridae
Product: zinc finger protein 120-like
Exons: 1
Biological process (GO): regulation of transcription by RNA polymerase II
Molecular function (GO): DNA-binding transcription factor activity; RNA polymerase II cis-regulatory region sequence-specific DNA binding
Source: RefSeq, a predicted model, not a curated record
AUGUACACUUAUUACCUUGGCAGGAAUGAAAGAACACCUACUUAUGAGAAUCCCUAUGAAUGUAACCAGUGUGGGGAAGCCUUUUCACAACACGGACUUCUCCACACGCAUAGAAGCUCACACCCUGGAGAGAAACCCUACAAAUGCAACCAAAGUGCUAAAGCCUUUGUACGUGGCAGUAUUCUUCGAAGCCAUGAAAGACGUCACACCGGAGAGAAAAACUACGAAUGUGUUCAGUGUGGGAAAACCUUUUCACAACCCAGUUAUCUCCACAGUCAUAAAAGAACACACACCGAAGAGAAACCUUAUGAAUGUAGUCAAUGUUGUAAAGCCUUUGCAUGUUCUGAUGUUCUCCGAAAGCAUGAAAGAACACACACCGGAGAGAAACCCUAUGAAUGUAAUCAGUGUGGGAAAGCCUUUGCAUGUUGUACUGGUCUCCGAAAUCAUAAAAGAACACACACCGGAGAAAAACCCUAUGAAUGUGUUCAGUGUGGGAAAGCUUUUGCACGUUGUAGUGAUCUCCGAAAGCAUGAAAGAAUACACACCGGAGAGAAACCCUUUGAAUGUAGUCAUUGUGGUAAAGCCUUUGCACAUCGUAGUGGUCUCCACAGUCAUGAGAGAACACACACCGGAGAGAAACCGUACAAAU